UAGAUGGCACAUAUUUGGAAGAUCUGUCUUUACAUAGUGUGGACUUUAUCAACGGCUUUUGGAUACGUUUGUGAUCAAAAUGCUAGAGAAUGUGAAACGACUCUUAUUAUUGAAAAUUAUUUCACGAUGAUACACGAAGAACUAUCGUCAGUGUUUUCUGCUAAUGGAAAAAUAUACCGAUAUAACGUAAAAAAUAUAACAUCCGCUACUCCAGUUCCCUCAGAUGAGGUCAUAACAGCUGACGGGUGGGAGAAACCACGAAUGGUAACCGUCGCUAAUCGAACACUCCCUGCUCCGGAUAUUAUUGUAUAUGAAGGUCAAACAGUGAUUGUGCAUGUUAUUAAUAAGAUGCAUUCUGAAUCAGUAACCAUACACUGGCAUGGACUUCAUCAACGUAACACACCAUAUAUGGAUGGCGUCCCCUUUAUUACGCAGUGUCCUAUUCUGCCUGGGCAAAAGUUCACAUACAAAUUUCAGGCGUAUCCACGUGGAUCAUUCUGGUAUCAUUCUCAUUCUGGGUCACAAAGAUCAAGUGGAUUGGCGGGGGCUUUUAUUGUGAGAAAGAAAGAAAUAAAUCCAAUUGAGGAACAUAUUCUUCAGGUAAUGGAAUGGAACCAUGAUUCUGAUGCGGUUAAACAAAACCUACUACACGAACAUAAUGUUAUCGAGAAUAGAAUGUGGCGCUCAUCGUCCAGGUCACAUGAUGGAAUGACUUUUAGUCGUAUGGUUUUUCACUCUGUUCUAAUAAAUGGAAAAGGGCGACAUUAUGUGGAUGGUGAAUCAAAAGAUCACAACGGUGCGCCAUUGGAAGUAUUUCACGUUAGAAAAGGGUUAAAGUAUCGGUUUCGUGUUUUAGCAACAGGUGCCAAUUUUCCGUUCAGAAUAUCUAUGGAUGGUCACAAUUUAGUUGUCAUAGAAUCAGAUGGUUACCCCAUUCAACCUAUGGUUGUGGAGUCGUUUAUAAUCAAUCCAGGGGAAAGAUUUGACUUUUAUCUUGAAGCGAUUCGUCCUAUUGGUAAUUAUUGGAUACGUGGAAAAACUCUAGAGAGUAAUCGACACACCAUUGCAGAAGCCAUUUUGAGGUAUGAGGGUGCUGAUGAAGUUGAACCAAACUCUAAAAGAGCUGUCUGUUCAGAAUAUGUCCCUUGUCGUGUGUUGAACUGCCCAUUCUCUUCUUUUGGGUUUGUAAAAGGAAUAGAAUGCAUUCCGUUUGAUCAAUUAAAAUCGAGCACUGAUGAUGAUCCUGCGCCUCCUGUUAUCCCCGGAAGGUUUCAAGAACAUUUCUUAAAUUUUGGAUUCUUCGGAAAAUACCCAUCUGUGAGCGGAACAGAAUUUGAAAUGCCGUCUGUGUCGGCCUUAACACAACCAAGGGAGGUAAACACACUAUGUGAAGGCAGAUGUCCAGAUAGAAAAACCUGUAGAUGCACACAUUCUCUUCAAUUACAAUAUGGUGAUACCGUACAACUUGUUCUUUCGCAUCUUGGCAUGGGUUCCGGAUGGUAUCAUCCUAUACAUAUGCAUGGACACUCGUUCCAUGUGGUCAAGAUGGGAUACGCAGCAUUCGAUGAGGAGUAUGGAUUCCUUCUUAACCAGAACAGAGAUAUUGACUGCAGCGGUGGUAAAAACCUUGACAAUGAUUAUAGUCAUUGUAAUAAUGCAACAUGGAGGGACAAAACGUGGUUAAAUGGAAAUAUACCUGGUCUGGAGUUGAAAAAUCCUCCAAGAAAAGACACAAUUAUUGUUCCAAAUGGAGGCUAUACUGUAAUUAGGUUUAAAGCAGACAAUCCAGGACUCUGGUUCAUGCAUUGUCACAUAGAAAUUCAUUCGUUACAAGGAAUGGCAUUAGUAUUAAAUGAAUCUUUUCCUUUUGUUCCCAGGGCUCCUAAAAACUUUCCUGAAUGUAGAAACUUCGAUGCCACUGGCGUUUAUUUGCAUUAGUAAAUCAUUUAUUUAGUUUUUUUUUUAC
Molecule: messenger RNA, 1966 nt
Organism: Saccostrea cuccullata (small rock oyster)
Lineage: Eukaryota; Metazoa; Mollusca; Bivalvia; Ostreida; Ostreidae
Exons: 1
Coding region: 4-1938 (644 amino acids)
Molecular function (GO): copper ion binding; oxidoreductase activity
Source: RefSeq, a predicted model, not a curated record